AUGAAUCCUUUGACGGUGUUCCCAGUACCUCUGCCUGUCCUUCUCAGCCGCCUGCGCGGUCUCAUGCUGGGCUGUAGGGAGCUUGGCGAUUGCAUUUUGGAUCUCCUCCCGCCGCGCGUACUCCUUGACGCGCUGCGGAUAGGUGAAGCGGUCUGGGGAGUUGACUUUUGCAUUUUGCGAGGAGAAGGACGUACUGUCAGUGAAGAAGUCGUCUGCGAGUUUGCCAAGUUCCUCGCUGCCCUCGGCAACCCGAAAGAUGCCAAAAAUGUCCGAAUGCUCCCAAUCGACGGCCGUGUCGGCGUCAACGAAGCUGGAUUCGUGCUCGCCGCCGAAGAUAUCGUGGGACUUGAUGUAGUCGAUGCUCAAAAUGGCGUUGACGCUCAGUCCCUCCAGAACAUGCCAUUCGUAAUUGACCGGGUAGUCGUCCUCCCGCAAGGCCCAAGACGCCGUGGCUGUCCCGAGUGUUGUGGCUUCAGAUCCGUCCGCGAACCUGACCUUGAUCCUUCGCGUCGGGUCGAUAUCGAGACCGCGGUCUGCCGCAAAGGAAGCAGCCAUAGCCAUGAUGGUAGAACCCGUAUCCGGAACCGCUACGCACGGCAAGCCGCCAACGAAUCCCGCCAGACGUGCCUUGUCCUCGUUCUCGAAGGCACUGUGGCCGUCUAA
This is a messenger RNA of Purpureocillium lilacinum, 663 nucleotides long. The record is from RefSeq and is a predicted model, not a curated record. NCBI's taxonomy places the organism in Eukaryota, Fungi, Ascomycota, Sordariomycetes, Hypocreales, Ophiocordycipitaceae.